GGAGAGAGAGAGAGAGAGAGAGAGAUCAGAGAUGAGAGAUGAGAUGAGAUGAGAUGGGUCGUGUAAAUAAAUUUAGAAAGGGUUGUUGGACUGAAGAAGAAGAUAAGUUGCUCAGAAGAUGCGUAGAGAUGUAUGGUGAAGGGAAAUGGAGGCACAUCCCUGAAAGAGCAGGUCUGAAUCGAUGUCGGAAGAGUUGCAGGCUGAGAUGGUUGAACUAUCUCCACCCAAACAUCAAGCGUGGUGACUUUGCGGUUGAUGAGGUUGACCUCAUCAUCAGACUCCAUAGGCUGUUGGGCAACCGGUGGACCCUAAUUGCAGGAAGAAUUCCUGGAAGAACAGCCAAUGAUGUCAAGAACUUCUGGAACUCUCACUUGAGCAAGAAGCUUACAUCUGAGCACAAGCUCACAUCAAGUUUUACAAACAAGCUCCAUGAUCCCGUCACCACCGCCAUGAAUUCCAGGUGGUCGAGGGGGACCUCGGAGUCUUCUUCAGGUGACCAACAACCACAAGAAGAAGAAGAAGACGAAGACGAAGAAAGAAGAGAGAUCAGAAGAAGCAUGGCGAGUAAGAAAAGAGUAGAGCUGAUCUUGCUUCCAAUUCCGUUCAUGGGUCACAUAAUCCCAAUGACUGAGUUGGCCAAGACCCUCUUGACUAGAGAUCACCUCAUUGCCAUUACUAUUCUCAUCAUGAAAUUCCCAACUACCCCAGAAGUUAACGCUCGCAUCCAAUCUCUCGCUGCUUCCGUCACCGGAAUCCGCUUCAUCCAACUGCCUCAUGAGCUCGACCCACCUUCACCCAACACCGCCACAGCUCAGUCCCCAGAAGCCAGGGUAUCCAUCUUCAUAGAGGGCCAGAAACCCUUCGUCAAGAACACAAUCACCCAACUAUUCUUCACUCCCGACUCAUCCGAUUCCAAACCCUAUCGAAUCGGCGGGUUAGUCAUCGAUAUGGGGUGCACCUCCAUGAUCGACGUCGCCACUGAACUCGGGAUCCCUUCCUAUAUCUUCCACACAUCUAACGCUUGCGUGCUGGGUCUCUUACUCCACCUCCCGGUACUUGAUUCUUGCAUCCACUCCGACUUCAAGGACUCGGAGACCGAGUUCACUAUCCCGAGUUUCAACAACUCAGUUCCACCCCAUGUGUUGCCCGAGUCCUUUUGGCGCAAAAACCAAGACGCCUUUACCUGGUGCGUCUACCACGGCCGCAGGUUCAGGGAAGCGAACGGGAUUAUCGUAAACACAUUCGCAGAGCUUGAAACCCAUGCGGUUCACUCGUUAACCUCGAACGAUUCGAUCCCACCGGUGUACCCGGUUGGACCGUUGCUCGAUCUUCAGGGUCUGAUCCAUUCGGAAUCCGAUCAGACCCAAUUCCGGAGCAUAAAGAGAUGGCUUGAUGAUCAGCCGACGUCAUCGGUGGUAUUUCUGUGCUUCGGCAGCAUGGGGAGCUUCAGUGUACCGCAGGUCAAGGAGAUAGCGGUUGGGCUUGAUAGGAGCGGGCACCGGUUUCUAUGGUCAUUGCGCCAGCCACCUCAGGCUCAGGUAGGCCAAGUUUCUCCACCUACAGCAUACGAGAAUCUCGAGGAGGUGUUGCCUGAGGGAUUCUUAGAUCGGACGGCGAAGAGAGGGCUGGUGUGUGGAUGGGUCCAACAGGUGGAUGUGCUGGGUCACCGUGCGAUAGGUGGGUUCGUGUCUCAUUGUGGGUGGAAUUCCAUUUUGGAGAGCUUAUGGUUCGGCGUGCCAAUCGCAGCAUGGCCCCUGUAUGGGGAGCAGCAUCUGAAUGCGUUCGAGAUGGUGAGGGAGUUGGGAGGAUUGGUGGUGGAACUGAGAUUGGAUUACAGGGGAGGAGAUGAUUUAGUGAGGGCGGAGGAGGUGGAGGGAGCGAUUAAGUGUUUGAUGGAUUCCGAUUGUGAGGUGAGGAAAAAGGUCAAGGACAUAGGGGAGAAGAGUAGGAGAGCUCUAAUGGACGGUGGAUCAUCGUUUACUUCUUUGGGACGCUUGAUCGUGGAUCUGAUAGAUGAGAGCUGAAGAAGCGGUUAGGGAGAUAGAUUCUGAUC
This is a messenger RNA of Telopea speciosissima, 2053 nucleotides long. Its product is annotated as UDP-glycosyltransferase 71K2-like. The record is from RefSeq and is a predicted model, not a curated record. Bases 54 to 2024 code for a protein of 656 amino acids. Gene Ontology annotation, molecular function: UDP-glycosyltransferase activity. NCBI's taxonomy places the organism in Eukaryota, Viridiplantae, Streptophyta, Magnoliopsida, Proteales, Proteaceae. The transcript is spliced from 8 exons.